AUUCAAGCGUGGCGGGAAUAGUAAUGUCUUUGUACGUCAGGUUUCAGCGCGGUGCGUUUAGCUGAGGGAGUUGGAAGGAUUGGAGCAGAAAAGGUCGCUUUGUGGGUAGUCCUAAAUUAUGUCUGACGAGUGGGAUGAUGGUCCAAGUUCAACAAGUGUUGAGACACCUUUUGACAGGGGGACUGACUUCGGCCGUGGAAGAGGCUUUGUAGCAUAUGAAGAAAAUGAUUUUGACAGUCCAGGAUUAGAUGAAAAUGGUGAUUCAGGUUUUGGAGGUCGAGGUCAUGGUAAUGGAAGAGGAAGAGGACGAGGGAGAGGCAGAGGUUCUGGAAGAGGUGGUAGGGGAGGUGGUGGUAGAAGAUUUGAUAAUGAUGAUAAUGAGGAUAGGGACUCAGAUUCUUAUUCCAGCAGAGGUGGUGGAAGAUCAAGAGGUAGAGGUGGAAGGGAAGACAACAGAGGGAGAGAAGAUAAUAAGACUGAACCUGAACGACCAAGAGAAAAUUAUAUACCUCCUCCACCUACUGAAGACGAGGACGAAAUUUUUGGACAGGGCAUCAGUUCUGGAAUAAAUUUUGAUAAAUACGACAAUAUUAAAGUGGAGGUGACAGGAGAGAAUAAACCAGGGCCUAUUGUGGAUUUUGCGAGGUGUGGCUUGAGAGAGUUUGUCUUACAAAAUGUAAAAAAAUGUGGUUAUACAAAACCAACACCGGUGCAGAAAUAUGCUAUACCCAUAAUAGCUGGCGGAAGAGAUCUCAUGGCAUGUGCACAAACUGGUUCUGGAAAAACGGCUGCCUUCCUUGUGCCUAUUAUUAAUACCAUCCUAAAUGAUCCAAGAGAGCUAGUCAUGACAGGGCAGGGUUGUGAGCCCCAUGCUGUUAUACUAUCACCAACAAGGGAACUUGCAUUACAAAUUUUUAAUGAAGCACGGAAGUUUGCUCUCGGUUCUAUUGUAAAGUCUGUUGUUGUGUAUGGAGGUACUUCAACUAUGCAUCAAGCCCAACAAGUAGCGAGGGGCUGCCAUAUUCUUGUAGCAACCCCAGGUAGGCUUAUGGAUUUUUUGAACAGAGGUCGUGUGAGCUUCCAGUCUGUCCGCUUUGUUGUACUCGAUGAAGCAGAUCGUAUGCUAGAUAUGGGUUUCCUACCAGAUGUUGAGAAGAUGCUGGAACACCCUACAAUGGUUCCUACGGGAGAACGUCAAACAGUUAUGGUGUCCGCUACAUUCCCUGAAGAAAUUCAGAGACUAGCAACAAAAUUCCUGUCCGAUUACUUAUUUCUGGCUGUUGGGAUUGUUGGUGGUGCUUGUAGUGAUGUGGAACAGAUUUUUUACAAAGUAUCUAAAUUUGACAAGAGAGCAAAACUUACAGAAAUACUGAAGGAAGAAGGUGGCAAGAAGGUACUUGUUUUUGUGGAAACAAAAAGGAUUGCAGAUUUUUUGGCAGCAUUUUUAUGUGAGGCAGGAUUUCCAACAACAAGUAUUCAUGGUGAUCGCCUUCAAAGUCAAAGAGAAGAAGCGCUUUAUGAUUUUAAGAGUGGACGAAUGGGAAUUCUUGUGGCCACUGCUGUUGCAGCCAGAGGUCUAGAUAUAAAGAAUGUGGCUCAUGUUAUAAACUAUGAUCUACCCAAAAGCAUUGACGAAUAUGUUCAUCGUAUUGGCCGAACAGGAAGAGUAGGAAAUAGAGGAAGGGCGACAAGUUUCUAUGAUCCAGAUGUGGAUGCACCAUUAGCUAGGGACUUAGUGAAAAUACUGCAACAGGCGAACCAGAACGUUCCAUCUUUCCUGGAAAGUGAUGCCAAAGGUGGUGUAUCAGCAUAUAGAGGUGGACAGUUCGGUGGCUCUGACAUCAGAAAUUUUGAGCCAGAAAACCUUGCAGGGCCUCCUGAGCCAGAAGAAGCCUGGUGAAAUAGACUUUUGUUGGAAAAUGAAACAUUCCAGUGUCUUUGACCCUAAUGAGAGAGCAAGAACUGUGGUGUGUAAGCUGUGACUCGAGUGUUAGAUGUUAUGGACUGCUAGAAUGCACCUCACAGUACUUAUUAUUUUGUAUCAGUUUAUUCCUAUGAUUGUUGAAUGUUGUGAUCAUUUAAAUGUGAUUGUGUUGUUGCUGUUCUAGUACAAAACUUUUACUGUUAAAGACUUAAUUUGCAGCUGUGAUUCAUUACCUUUAAUUUUCUACAGUAUUGUGCUCAGACUGUUAAUUCGUAUCUUUUUAGUAGUCAGUUAACAGUAACACUGUUUGUGAGGAUAACAUUUGUUUGAUUCAAGAAUUUUGUGAAUCCUGUUCAAUAUUUUUGCAGUAUUGUUUAUUGCUAACAAAAGGGAUGCUUAUUGAAAACCGUAUUACCACGGUUAUUUAAAUGUUCAGGAUUUCAGUGUUAGCCAUUCUGUUACAGCCUCCUGCUUAUCUGUUUGAUGCGCCCUUUCUAAAGCAAUAAACGUUUUGUUUGAAAUGGU
Messenger RNA from Schistocerca piceifrons (Central American locust), 2449 nucleotides. Its product is annotated as ATP-dependent RNA helicase vasa. Gene Ontology annotation, biological process: gamete generation; cell differentiation. Gene Ontology annotation, molecular function: RNA helicase activity; ATP binding; RNA binding. The transcript is spliced from 12 exons. NCBI's taxonomy places the organism in Eukaryota, Metazoa, Arthropoda, Insecta, Orthoptera, Acrididae. Gene Ontology annotation, cellular component: nucleus; P granule. Bases 119 to 1900 code for a protein of 593 amino acids. The record is from RefSeq and is a predicted model, not a curated record.